Messenger RNA from Dromaius novaehollandiae (emu), 12428 nucleotides. It is a transcript of the gene SHANK3, whose product is annotated as SH3 and multiple ankyrin repeat domains 3. Gene Ontology annotation, molecular function: synaptic receptor adaptor activity; ionotropic glutamate receptor binding. Bases 125 to 5623 code for a protein of 1832 amino acids. The transcript has 22 exons. Gene Ontology annotation, cellular component: postsynaptic density; postsynaptic membrane; dendritic spine. The record is from RefSeq and is a predicted model, not a curated record. Lineage: Eukaryota; Metazoa; Chordata; Aves; Casuariiformes; Dromaiidae.
CCCCGCGGUCCCGGCGCCGCGCUCACCGCGUGUCUCCCGCAGGGCCCCGGCGCGGGCUGUGAGCGCGGCCCCCGGUGCCGGUGCCGCCGCCGGCGCCGGGCCGCCCCGCCGCGCCGCACGGAGCAUGCCUCUGAGCCCCGCCGGCAGCCAGCAUGAGAGCCCCGAGCCGCCGCCGCCGGAGCCGCCGCCGGAGCGACAGCCCCGCGCCGCCGCCGCCGCCGCUGCCGCUGCCGCUGCCGCCGGGGAGCCGGGCGCCGGCCUGCGGGAGGAGACGCGGCACGACGCGGCCCGGGCCCCCGGCGGGCCCCGCUCCCCCAAGCUGGCGGCCCCGGCGCGCAUGGAGGAGCCCGCGCCCGGCGCCAUCGUCGUCCGCAUCGGCAUCCCCGACCUCCAGCAGACGAAGUGUCUACGGUUAAAUCCAGACGUUCCUGUAUGGGUUUCCAAACAGCGCAUUCUCUGCACUUUGAACCACAGCCUGAAGGAUGUUCUGAAUUAUGGACUGUUCCAGCCAGCCUUCAAUGGCAGGGCUGGGAAGUUUCUGGACGAGGAGCGCCUGCUGAGGGAGUACCCCCUGAAUCCAGACACUCCUGUCCCUUACUUGGAGUUCCGGUACAAGAGGCGUGUGUACACCCAGAGUUUGCUGGACGACAAGCAGUUUGCCAAACUCCAUACAAAGGCGAAUCUGAAGAAGUUCAUGGAGUACGUGCAAAUGCUAAAUGCGGAGAAGGUCUGCAGACUCCUGGAGAAGGGCCUGGACCCCAACUUUCAUGAUCCGGAUACUGGAGAGUGUCCCCUGACAGCGGCAGCGCAGCUGGAGCACGGCGCGGAGAUGAUCAAAGUGCUGCGCAACGGGGGAGCCCACCUGGACUUCAGGACGCGGGAGGGAAUGACGGCUCUGCACAGGGCUGUCCGGUGCCGCAACCACGCUGCGCUGCUGACGCUGUUGGACCUGGGAGCCUCCCCGGACUACAAGGACAGCCGCGGCCUGACCCCCUUGUACCACAGUGCCAUGGUGGGGGGGGAUCCCUACUGCUGCGAGCUGCUGCUGCACGACUACGCCAGGCUGGGCUGCGUCGACGAGAACGGCUGGCAGGAGAUUCACCAGGCAUGUCGCUAUGGCCAUGUUCAGCACCUGGAGCAUCUUCUCUUCUACGGAGCUGAUAUGACUGCACAGAACGCCUCAGGAAACACUGCCCUGCACAUCUGUGCUCUCUAUAACCAGGAGAGCUGUGCUCGGGUUCUCCUCUUCCGCGGGGCGAGCAAAGAGAUCCGCAACUACAACAGCCAGACUGCGUUCCAGGUGGCCAUCAUCGCAGGAAAUUUUGAAUUGGCUGAAAUCAUCAAAACCCACAAAGAGUCCGAUGUUGUGCCUUUCAGAGAAACCCCCAGUUACACCAAGCGGCGCCGGAUCCUGGGCGCGGGCGGCCUCUCCUCCCCGCGCGUGCUGCAGCGCUCGGCCAGCGACAACAACCUGAAGACGGAGAGCCGGGCGUCCUACUCGCCGGUGCCCUCGCUGCGCAGCCUGCCGCCCCAGCUGCUGGUGCAGAUGCAGGAGGUGGCCGCGGGGGACGGCAGCCUGGCCAGCGCCCGCAGCGCCCACAGUCGCUCCCCGUCCCUGCAGCGCGUGCAGGAGGAGAAGGAGGCCGAGCUGCCCACGCUGCGCAGGAGCAGCCGCGGCAAGGCCAGCCCCGGCGGCCCGGCGGGGCCCCCCGGCCCCGGCCCCGGCGCCGAGCCCGCGCCGCACGCCGCGCCCGCCCCGCUGCGCGGGCCCAAGCGGAAGCUGUACAGCGCCGUGCCCGGCCGCAAGUUCAUCGUGGUGAAGAGCUACGCGCCGCAGGGCGAGGGCGAGAUCCAGCUCAACCGCGGCGAGGCCGUCAAGGUGCUGAGUAUUGGCGAAGGUGGCUUUUGGGAAGGAACUGUGAAAGGCAGGACUGGCUGGUUCCCAGCAGAAUGUGUUGAGGAGGUGCAGAUGCGACAGUACGAUCCACGGCAAGAAACCAGAGAAGACAGGACAAAGCGUCUCUUCAGACAUUAUACUGUGGGCUCUUAUGACAAUUUCACCUCUCACAGUGACUACAUCAUUGAGGAGAAGACGGCCGUGCUGCAGAAGAGGGAGCAUGAGGGAUUCGGGUUUGUGUUGCGAGGGGCCAAAGCUGAAACCCCAAUUGAGGAGUUCACCCCAACCCCAGCCUUCCCAGCACUGCAGUAUCUGGAAUCAGUGGAUGUGGAAGGCGUUGCUUGGAGAGCAGGACUUCGCACAGGAGACUUUCUGAUUGAGGUGAAUGGUGUGAACGUGGUGAAGGUGGGGCACAAGCAGGUGGUCUCAUUGAUCCGGCAAGGGGGGAAUCACCUGGUGAUGAAGGUUGUUUCCGUCAGCCGCAAGCCAGAAUCAGAAGAAGUUGUUCGGAAAAAGGCUCCGCCGCCUCCCAAGAGAGCUCCCAGCACCACCCUGACUCUGCGUUCCAAGUCCAUGACGGCUGAGCUGGAGGAACUCGCCUCCAUGCGGAGAAGAAAAGGGGAGAAACUGGAUGAGAUUUUGGCAGCAGCUGAGCCCUCGCUGAGAGCAGACAUUGUCGAAGCAGAUUCUAGGGCAGCCACUGUGAAGCAGCGACCAACAAGCCGGCGCAUCACGCCAGCAGAAAUCAGUUCACUCUUCGAACGCCAGGGUAUGGCAGCACAUUCAGGGGUCCUUUCAGGAGCUGAGAAACCCCAUGUUUCACUGCGCAAAGGAAUUCCACGAACAAAAUCUGUAGGUGAAGACGAGAAACUUGCUGCUUCUUUGCUGGAUGGGAAGUUUCCCCGGAGCACAUCGAUGCAAGACACUGUUAGGGAAGGACACGGGAUUCCACCGCCACCUCAAACAGCCCCACCCCCACCUCCUUCUCCAUAUUACUUUGACACAGCCCCCCCUCCGUCCUUCUCUCCACCUCCACCUCCAGGAAGAGCUUAUGAUACCACAAGAUCAAGCUUUAAGCCAAGCCUGGAGGCCAAACUCCAUGGACUCCCACAGGUCAUUAGCGCAGCUGAGAUGUAUGAUCAGGCGAGGACUUCCAUACCUUAUCCUGAAAGGCAGAAGAGGGCCCGAUCCAUGAUAAUCCUACAGGAUUCCUCUCAUCUUCCCGUGGAGCCAACAGAGAUCCCCCGGCCUGGCCCAUCUGCAACCCCCCCAGAGAAGCUGAAAAGGAAAGGGAGAGUGAUUGACAACCCUUAUGCCAACAUGGGUCAGUUCAAUGUCAGCCUGUUUGCUCCCACCAAGCCGCAGAGAAAGAAGAGUCCUCUUGUGAAGCAGCUACAAGUAGAGGACGCACAGGAAAGAGCAGCACUGUCCAUCACUGGAGGCUUUACCCGGGAGCCGUCUCCCACCCGCAGGAGCCAUCGCCUGAGUGGAGUGGAGUAUCAGCACCACACUGGCAUUGCUCAGGUUGAAACCACAAGCAUCCCCUUCGCCACUGCCAUUGCUGGAGUCAUGAAGGACAGAGAACGUCGUCUGGAUGAGAAGCGGAAAUCCACUGUCUUCCUCUCGGUUGGGGCCAUUGAAGGAAGCCCCCCCAGCAGUGACAUGCCAUCCUUGCAGCAGUCCAGGUCUAUUGAUGAGCGGUUGUUAGGAAGCCGAGAUGUACUACUGCCUUCCCCUGUCUCAGCUUUAAAGCCAUUAAUUAGCAGCUCAUCGUCAACGUUCAUCCACCCCCUAACAGGAAAGCCCCUGGAUCCGAACUCACCACUGGCGCUUGCGCUGGCCGCAAGGGAACGGGCCCUCUCAACUCAAGUCCCAUCCCGGUCGCCCACCCCAAUUCACAGCCCAGACUCGGAAAGAGCGGCACCUCUGUUUGUGGACAUCCAAACCAAAGAACCAGAGAGGGGGGAGCUGGAGAGUUUAGUGUCACCUGCGUAUUCACCUGGAGGCAAAGGGGCAAUUGGAACAGACUCUGGGACUUUGGCCCCUGCAAAGAGCCCGUGGGGGACUCCAUCCACGCUGAGAAAAGAAACUGAAGCAAGAGCAGAAACACCUGGAAAAGAGGAGAAAAAACAAGAAGACAAGAAGUCCAUGAUCAUUAGUAUAGUGGAUACAUCACAGCAGAAGACUGCUGGCCUCAUCAUGGUUCAUGCCACAAGUAAUGGCCAAGACGAGAUAGGACUUGAGGUGAAAGAGGAGAAACCAGCUGUCCCUGAAACAUGCAUGGAGCCAGCAGAGUCCCCCAAAGCAGAGACUCAGCCCAGUCCUGUGGGAAAGCCUCCAGUCAGUCCAGCCUCUGACAAGACACUGGGACAAGGGAGUUCGGAGGAGGAAGUAGAGCCCUACACAGUUACCCUCCCACCAGCUCAGUUGUCUUCAAGCGAUGAGGAGACCAGGGAGGAGCUGGCCAAGAUAGGGCUGGUGCCUCCACCAGACGAGUUUGCAAACGGGGUACUCGUCACCACCCCUGGCACACCAGUCAGCCACCUGGCUACGCCUAGCACGCCAUCCAUACCAGCGGCAGCAGUAGCACCUUCUACCACUGGCGGAACACCCUCAGGGAAGCCCUCUGAUGCCCCCGUAGCCCCAGAGUCUGCUGCAGACUCGGGCGUGGAAGAGGUGGACACCAGAAGUUCAAGUGACCAUCACUUGGAGACCACAAGCACCAUCUCUACGGUCUCCAGCAUGUCUACGUUGUCCUCAGAAAGCGGGGAGCCUACUGACACAUACACUUCCUUUGCGGAUGGACAAACUUUUAUACUCGAGAAGCCACCAGUGCCUCCAAAGCCAAAACUCAAGUCCCAGCUCAGCAAGGGGCCAGUUACUUUCAGGGACCCACUUUUGAAGCAGUCUUCGGACAGCGAGCUCAUCUCCCAGCAACAUGCGGCCACUCUGGCAUCAGCCAGCAUUGGCCGGCCACGCUACCUCUUUCAGAGAAGGUCCAAGCUAUGGGGGGACCCCAUGGAGAGCAGGCCAAUCCAUGGGGCUGAUGAUGACAAGCCAACUGUGAUCAGUGAGCUAAGUUCCCGACUACAGCAGCUGAAUAAAGAUACGCGAUCACUGGGGGAGGAACCAGCCGGGUCCGCAUUAGAUCCCGGGAAGAAGUCACCUGUGGUCGCAGCACGACUUUUCAGUAGUUUAGGAGAACUCAGCACCAUUUCCCAGCGGAGCUCCGGAACCACCUACACAGUUCGACCUGGCAGUCGCUACCCCGUAACCCGCCGUACCCCCAGCCCCGUGAAGCCCGCUCUGGAUCGGACAGAGCCCCUCAGCACCGUGCGGCCCUACGGCUUGACCCCUCCCACCAUCCUCAAAUCUUCCAGUCUCUCCAUCCCGCACGAGCCCAAGGAGGUGCGCUUCGUGGUGAGGAGCGUGAGCGCCCGGAGCCGCUCCCCGUCCCCUUCCCCUUCUCCGGGGCCGGCCCUGCACGCCCUCCACCCGCCACGGCCCUUCAUGCAGAAGCCCCUCCACCUGUGGAACAAGUACGACGUCGGGGACUGGCUGGAAAGCAUCAACUUGGUGGAGCACCGAGACAAGUUUGAGGACCAUGAAAUAGAGGGCACGCACCUGCCCGCCCUCACCAAGGAGGACUUUGUGGAGUUGGGGGUAACACGGGUCGGGCACCGUAUGAACAUUGAGCGGGCACUCAAGCAGCUGGUAGACAGCUGACCGUCCUAGGCAGCACUGGCCUCUUCCAGAGCCACCACAUUGGGGGGGGGGGGGCGUUUCUACUAGACUAAUAAAACCCAGUUUGAUUCUCUUUCUACUCCGAGCACUGCACUGAAGGGCGAGGAGCCGAGGCGCUCCUGCUCUUCGACCCAGAGCCCCGGUGUGCCGUGCACACGCAGACCCCGCUCAGCCUCUACCAGACCGACGACGCCUUCGGGAAAAGGACUGUUGCAUGAAAUACAUCCUCUUUUCUGUUUCUCCCAGAAAGUCUGGCCUGUAUAUCGCUUGAUGUGCUCUUCCCUAGGGGCGUCGCUGGCGGCAGGAGGGGCCGAGGAGCCGCGUCCUGGGGGGCCCGUGCCCCCCGCUCCAGGACCCGUGCUGGAUGGUAACACCCGGUUUGCCCGUGCUCAGCCUGGGGAAGGGGCCGUGUCUCCGGUGCAGACGAGAGCCAAGCCCGGUGCAGGGAAGGCUUUCGUGGCAAAGGGGCUCUGCUUUGGCUUGUCUGUGGGCCCAUCCUGACCGCGCGUCACGGGCCCUCGAAGAGGGCGUCUCGGGAAGGCGGUGAGGUGCCGGUUUGCAUGCCGAGGCAGGGAGCGCGCUGCAUCCCGGGCAGGUCCGGGCGGCCCCGGGGAGGAGCCCGCAGCGGCUCGGCAGCUCCGCGGAGGCGCGUGGCGGAGGCAGGGCCGGCGGCCAGGGCUGCUGCAGGAGGCAGGGCAGGGCCGGCGCUGGGGCUGCCCAGCCCGGGGCACCAGGGUGGCUGCCGGCGAGCCCGGCGGUCCCCGGGCGCUCGGACGGGGAAGGGCUCCGGAUCGGAGGCCUCCGUGGAAGGGGCUGGGAACGACCCCGUAGUGACGCCAGACCUGCUGCCUCCUGCAGUAGCCCCUCACCCCCGGGCAGACCCUCUCCCCAGGCUCCUCCGGCAGAUCCGCCCCGGAGAGGAGCAAGCCCGUUGCCAGGAAAGCAAGAAGCCUGUGCGAGCCUUGCGCGAGAGUAGCCGCGGGACUGUGUGCUCCUCUGCCCCGCUGCCCUUGGCUUGCCCUGGCGAGAGAGGGACCGAAACCGCAUGGAUAGACGCAUGUUUGGGGGAUGUCAGAGGGAGGCUGGUGGGGAAUCCAGCAGAAAAUGCUUUGCCAACGUUCAAAGGGGUGGGGGGGGUGGGGGGAGGUGUUUUAUUUCCUCUUGGUUUGGGGUCUUGUUUCCAAGGGGGACACAUUGAUGGAUAAUAUAUAAUCUCCGUGCAUUUAUAUAGAGAGCAGCUGAUGAUCUACAAGAGAUGAUACUGAACUACAGGAUUCCCACUCCGUCCUAGUCAUCCUUAUUUUGCAUCUUUUUAAUCAGCUAUAUAUUUGAAAAGAGAGAGCAAAUAUCUAUAUAUCUAUAUCUAUAGCUAUAGCCACCUGAUUUUGUUAUAAUUUUACUAAAUCUAUAUAUCUCUAGACUUGUUGAGAUGCUGAUGAGGUGGUGCCUGCACCCCUUCCCUGGGACGCUCGUGACUCACGGGAGUUUUUAGUGACUGACUGAAUGAAUGUUAAAGUCUUUUUAAAAACCAACAGCUCCUUUCAAACACUCUGGAUUUUAAAGAUUUAGAAACACAAAAUAGCACUUGGUUUUUGGGACACGCCAAGUCUUCCAUCCCCACCAGGCAGAGACGCAUGGAGCUGGAGAGCUUCCACUACACUGCAGACACCCUGCGCCUCUGGCAGGCGCGGGGCUCCCAUGGCAUCAGGUCCCUCUCCUGCCUCCGGUCCUGGGGACUAAUCAUCAUCGUCAUCCUUAGCGAAGGCUCUGCUGGGCGCGCGCCCGGCGGAGCAGCGGGCGGUGCAGCGGGCAGGGAGGCAGUGAGGGCGGCAUCGAGCUCUUGCUCCAGACCCUGGGCCUGGCCUGGGGUCUUCUCCUGAUCCGCCUUUCCGAGGAGCCCUGGCAGCCAGGGGCCGGGAAGGCGAUGCCGCAGCGGGCCGGCUGCAGGGUCCCCGGGACACCGCAGGGCUUGCGGCGAUGCGACACGGUUGAAAGGUCAGAGCACCCCAGGCCAGCCCCAGCGGGGCUGAGGCUGCAGGAGGCAGGUUCCCCGUCCCCCGCGUGGUCCCCUCACCCCCUUGGUGCCCUCGUGUGCUCCUCUCCUUGCCACGCUGUCCCCCAAGCAUCACCAUGCCCAGGCUCAGGGGUGGCCAGGGGCGCAGCCCCGGCCAGCUCAGGAGGGGAUGGCUUGGUGACUGGUGUUCCCAAAAAGCUGAGUCCCCCAUGAAGGCAUUAACUCUUCUGGUGCUAGAGGGAAGGACAAGGAGGUUCCUUCUGACCCUCACACAUCUCCGAACCUUUACAAUCUUCAGCCGGUGAAAAGGCACAGGCCAAGGGUUGGGGCUGCAGCCCCUUCUCCCGCGUGUGAGCGCCAGGCUCAGGCCCGCUUUGGGACGGAGCCUGAUAAGCUGUGGUGCUGUCUCCUUUUCCCUGAGCUCUCUUGCUGGGCACAGAGAGGCAAACCCGCCCCGUGCCCGAAAUAGCUCUGUCCAGAGCUCUCUGGAAACCGCUGAACUCUGUGCAUUCACUGCACUUCUUCCUCUCCCCAGGCUGCGUCCCAGAGCUCUCAGCUGGGACGGUUGCAUGGGGACGGUAAGAGGGGGGUUCAACCUGUACCUUCUUAUUCUGCAAGCAAAAAUCCUGCUGUAGAUACCUUAGGGUACUCCAGGCCUCACAUCCAAUAACCUGGUGAGCCAAGGGGCAUCCUAAUUGUAAUAGCAACCAUUGCAUCUGCCAAAACCACCUCCUCAUUCACCAGGUUGGCCAUCCCUUCCCAUCAGCAGUCUCCUCCACACCCCUCCUACUUGUGCCAACGCAGUUGCUGUGUCAUUGCACGAUUCUGCAUCUGGAGCUAAACACCACAGACCAUGUGCUAGCCGCUGCCCCGUGCCUGACCUGGCACCCAUAACCAGUCAUUCCCCUCGCCCUCCGCCUCGUACCCCAGCUCCAUCCGCAUUCGCCCCACCGAUCCCUGUCCCCAGACACCCUUCACACCUCAGCCAUAGCCCCACACAUCUGCCCCAUGGCUUCUACGUGCUGCCUCCCAAAGCCAGCAGCAUUCACAGACACACCGCGGACUGGUCCCUGCUCCACCGCACUCGGUUCCUCACAGCUCACCUCAUCCUCCAUCGCCCAGGUGCCAGCUCCUCUGCCCGCACUGGCAUGAAUUGGUAAUCUGUGGCUGCAAAAGCUUGCCGGCAUGCUGACCCUCCGCGGAGGGGACAGUCCUGCGCCGGACACCUCCCGUGCCCCUGGCAGUGCCCUGCCUGCACGGCAAGGGCGUGCACGCAAACGCUGCCUCUGCUGCGCUCGUGUCCCUGGGCACCAUGCGUGCUGCUUCAUCCGCUCUCCAGAGUCCCCCCUGCUCCGUGCGGGCCCCUCGCCUUGCCCCUGUUCUCGCCUCCCAUGUGCUUCGUAGCCCCUGGAUGCACAACCCUGCCACGCACCUAGGCUUGCUGCCUGUGCAUCACGUCCUAAUUCCUCGUGUCUCUCUCCAGGCUGAUGCUGCUUCUUCACGUCCAUGCUUGGUGAGGCAGCACUGCCGUGUCCUGCUGAAGCCCGUGCGCAUGCAGCCUCUCUGUUGCAAUGCCAUAUACCAAUCUGGCUGCAGCUUAGUCCAUGCCUGCAAUGUAGCUUGCAGUCCACCAAGGAGACUGGGCCUGGAAGGGCCUUGCUGCUCCAUCAGGUCAUGUCCCAGGAUCUGUAUCGUACAGUCUCUUUCAUCAACCUUGUAAGCAUUAAGGUCUCUUAAAAGUUAGUUUGGCUGUUUGUUCCUAAUGCUUCUUUUAGGAAGUUGCUCUAGAGCCUCACACUGAUGUAGAAAUGCUCAUUUCCAGCCUGCAUUGUGCCAUGGGAAUCCUGUGCCCGUUUGUUUGCAGGCCAGUAACAUCCUUCGCUGGGUCUGUCUGGCAUUUCUGUCUGCUGCCGGCCCGUGCACUUGUAGAGCUGUGCUGUGCACCUGAGCUUUCCCGGGUGUCCCACUGUGCAGGCUUUCAUGCUCCAUCCCUUGACUCCCGCUCUCCAUUUUAGCACCACCCGCGUGGGCCAUUCCCAGCGCCGUGCCUGGCCUCCCCGGACGCUGCAGGCCGACGUGGCACCGUCAGCUGGAGCCUGCUUUGCUUCUGCAUGCGCAGCUCUGCACCGCUGCUGGGGCGUCUCGGCCCCCCCACGCUGCCCGGCUGCCCCGCUCCCCUGGCGUGGCACUACCACGCGCUGCAAUCCUCCCCGGGGCCCUGGGGCCCCCCCCCCAGCCCCGCCCUCCGGUGCAGGUCCUGCCACCGGGCCUCCCGGCCCCAUUGCUCUGCUGCCGUCCCCAACCCCGUGCUCUGCGCUCUCCCGCAGCAAAGCGCCCACCCUUUCCAGCCAGCGCUUCAGCCCCACCAUGGAUUUCAUCUCUUCCAGUUUCCCAGCAUUUCCAUUUCACUCCUAGCUUAGUCUCCAUCUUACCCGCAGACGAUGUAGACCCCAGCAGCCCCCACAGCCCCUCAUGCUCCGCAGCAGCUCGGCUUGUCCCAGGGACCCGCGGAGCUGCCCCUCGCCUCCGUUUUGGGGUGAGGCGCAGCUCUGCUGAACGCGGCUCUGGACAAGGCGGUGCUGCUCUCCGGAGUGACUCCCCUGGCCCGUCCUCGCAGGGCUCUUCCUGGCCCUGUGGCUGUGUUGGUUGAAGUGACACUAGUGUGUUAUCCUGAGUGCAGGCUGCUCUCUGAGCUCACCCCAGGUGAGCUCCGGGUCUCUGCCCCUUCCGCAGCUGUUUCUGGGGCAUCCCCUGAGACCCCGCCUGCACCCGCCUCUUGCUUCAGGAGGCCCGAAGACUGCAGAGCCUAACUCUUCUGCAGAAAGUUCAGUCCGGGACGUGGAAAGCUGGACGCCUUCUUGCCAUUUCCGAAGCGCCCCCCUCCCCCCUUUCCCCCCGCCCCGGCGCACUGUUCCUCCUCGGGAGGGCUGGAAAUGGUGGAUGCACCUCUGCUGCCCGCAGAGCCCGGCGGCCGCGCUGCCCUCGCCGUGCAUCUCAGCUUCCACCGCCACAAGCAGCUGCAGCCGUACCUGUGUUGGCAAACACUGCGUGAUCCCUCAGCACGGCUGCGGCAUCCGGGCCGUCAGCCCCAGGGACACCACGGCUCGUCCCGGUCAGGUAUAACACGAAAGAAGGCGACUUCCAACCACACCGCCAUGCCACCCCCCCCGUGGCUGCUCGGGUCUGGCAGAACCCUCGCUCCCUUCCCUUCCCCUCCCAAACGCAGAGCAGCAGCGGCAGGAUCAUCCGGGAGACCUCCCCCCCCCCCCCCCCGGGGCAGGGCUGCAUCCCUGCCCGCAUCCCUCCUGGAUGCACGCGCCGGGCAGAGCUUCACGAGCGUUGGAGACAGCACCGUCCCGGCAGCGCCCGGCGCUCACCGGGCGAAGGUGCUCCGCUUGGGCACCGCUGCCGCUCGUGCCGGCCGGAGGAGACGGGUGGCUCAGGCAUCUGCCGCCGCGUCUGCUCCGGCUGGCGAGCGAGGCGGGUGGCCGUGUCCCGCGCGGAGCCCCGGCUUCGUGCUCGCAGCGGCGUCUGGGGCAGCCGCAUCCCGCGCUUCAGCAGCGCGCGCCUAGGGCUUAGGUCUUGCGAUCCCACCCGCGCUUGGCUGUGGAGAGUCUCCUGCCUUGUUCACACCCGUAGAAGUUCAGUUCCAAGACGGUCGCGUGACCGGAGCAAUCAGAUCGCAUAAUGUCUUGAAGGCCGACAGUGGUCUUGUCCCAUGGUCAUUUCUAGUCUCACCUUGACGGAAAUGUAACUUUCCAGCUAAUGCAGCUGCUGCUACUUAACUUUUUUUUUUUUUCUCAGCUGAAGCAAAGGGGACUUUUUUUUUCCCAUGUGUAGAUAGCUCUUUUCUGACUUUAUAUCUAUUCUGAUUGCAUUGGCAUCUCCGUUCCAAACAUCUCCAAAGUGAGACAUUUCAUUUUGAAAAGCCAUUCAGGAGAAGGCAGAGUAAUACAGGGAGAGGAACCCAACCACGAGACCUUGCUGUGCGGUUCAUUAGAGAACACCCACACCCCAUCUGCCAGGAAAUCCUGGUCGCGUCAGGAUCUGCUGCGUGCUGAGGUUACUGUGAUUCUCAUGGCUUCUCAAUGACUUUGGUUAUCUUCUGUAAAAAAAGGAUACACUUUUUUUGCUUUGAAGUCUUUUUUUUUAAAAGUUGUCGAUAUUUUUCUUUGUCCAGACUAAAUUCAUUAAUUCCUGUUCCUCAUAAACUUCUGUCUAUAAUUCUGACUUUAGAAGAAAGCAAAACUCGAAGCACUUUGUUCCUGGUGGUUAGAAGCUUUUCCAGCUGCGACCGUUUCAGAACAGCAACGAAGUGCAGCUUGAUCACUUUUCCAGGCACACGUGCCCAGACCCCUCGUGACCGGCAUGCAUGUGUACAUGUGCUCACACGCCGCACACGGCCCCCGGGCACGUGCGCCUCCACACUGACUCUGCAUGUGCAUAUACAGGCCCACACCCUCGCACACGCGUGUGCGAACACACGCACACCCCCACACGCACACGUGUCCAACAUCCACACUCUUGUUUCUUACCCGGAUGAACUCACCUGUGGGUUUUUGUUCUGUUUUUAAUUUUACAGGGUCAGUUUGACUUCACCCUUAUUUUGUAUGGAUUUUCUGAGGAGAUUUCUCCUUCUCCAGAGUCAUGGAGGUGUGGCCAUUCGCCUCCCGCCCUUGACGUUGUGAUACACAUACCCCACAGAGAUCUAUGUUUCUUAUAUUAUAUUAUUAUUAUUAUUAUUAUUAUGUAAUAAAUUUAUAAGAAAGCCGU